CUGUUGUAUAUUCCCAUGUUCCUGAGUACAUGCAUCAUGAAGACACUAGCCAUUCUGUUCUCGAUCGCUCCGUUCACAUUCGCGCAUCCAAGGCCUACAAAGCCUCUCUCAUGGACCCUCACACCCACAAACAGUACGCAACAGUUCCGCGGCCUCUCGCCUGUUGACGAGAAGGUGCUGUGGGUGUCCGGUACGUCUGGCACCGUCCUACGUACCACCAACUCCGGGAGAACAUGGAUUGACGUGUCCCCACAAUUUGCGUCCGAGAAUGCUUCAGACUUCCAGUUCCGCGAUAUCCAAGCUUUCUCCAAGGACAAUGCCGUUGCUUUAUCGAUCGGUGAAGGGAACUUGUCACGCAUCUACAAAACGGACAAUGGCGGAAAAAGUUGGAGACCCACAUUUAUCAACGAGGAAAAGACUGCAUUCUACGACUGCAUGGCAUUCGAGACAAAAAGAGGCAGAGAAGGUCAUGGCGUUGCAAUGAGCGAUCCUGUCGAUGGCAAAUUCCGUCUACUAGAAACGUGGGAUGGAGGUGCGCAUUGGUCUAUUGUUUCGAACAACACGAUGCCGCCUGCGCUGGACGGCGAAUUUGGCUUCGCAGCAAGCGGAACGUGCAUUGAAGCUGCGGCGGGCCGAUGGUACAUCGCAAGCGGCGGCGUGGAUCCUGGAAGAAUCUUCUACACAAGUUCCGAUAGCGUCAGUCAUGGCUGGCAGGUCGCGAACUCGUCCAUCUCUGGUGGUGCCGCUGCCGGUGUGUUCUCAGUACGUUUUCGCGAUACGCGUCACGGUAUCGCAGUCGGCGGAGACUAUGAGAAACCCACAGCCAGCAACAACACGGCGUCUUGGUCGAACGAUGGCGGCAUGAGCUGGCGAAAGGCUGACUCAUUUCCGCGCGGAUAUAGAUCGGGCGUCAGUUGGGUGCCGGGGAGGAGACAAACAGCCGUUGCAGUUGGAACCAGUGGAUCCGAUGUCACUAUCGACGCAGGGAGAAAUUGGCUGGCUGUCGGUAAUGGAACGUUCGACGCUGUCGAGUGCGUUGAGCGAGACGUUUGCUGGGCCAGCGGGUCUGGCGGACGGGUUGCAAAACUAGAUCUACGGGGGCUAUGAGCAACGAUGCCAAUUUGAACCACCUUUAUCAGUUCAAUCAAAUCUGUUCUUUGGUAAAAUUAGAGAGAAAAGGCCGGAAAUAAUGAAAGAUUGAAGCUAGAAAGCACUGCUGAUGCUGUUACGCGUCGCAAGGAUAUGAUGUCAUCCCCUACGUUUUCGCUUCAGACGCUCCCUACGCAACAUGCUAAUUCCACUUGUGCCUUAACAUAUAGCUCCAUUGAAGCGGUUUGCUAAACUUGCUCGCGAGACUUUGCCCUCCUCACGACUUUUUGGGGUGCUUCGGCCUGGAUAGACGCACUCGCUUUCGUAGGCUUCCCG
This is a messenger RNA of Alternaria rosae, 1425 nucleotides long. RefSeq lists its product as uncharacterized. Lineage: Eukaryota; Fungi; Ascomycota; Dothideomycetes; Pleosporales; Pleosporaceae. Bases 16 to 1107 code for a protein of 363 amino acids. The transcript is spliced from 2 exons. The record is from RefSeq and is a predicted model, not a curated record. Gene Ontology annotation, molecular function: protein binding.